Drosophila miranda is the source of this 810-nucleotide messenger RNA. RefSeq lists its product as uncharacterized. NCBI's taxonomy places the organism in Eukaryota, Metazoa, Arthropoda, Insecta, Diptera, Drosophilidae. The record is from RefSeq and is a predicted model, not a curated record. The transcript is spliced from 4 exons. The coding region runs from base 244 to 558 and encodes 104 amino acids.
GAGCAGAAGUGUCAAUUUCACCAUCAACUGUUUGAGUCGAGAAAGUUGUCAAGAAAAUUGAAACUAAAGUAAAGAAAACUACGACAUUUGUUGACCAUUUGAUGGAGAGAGCUGCUCGUUGUGGCGCAAAAACCCGCUGUACGGUUUUACGGCCUGCCCUAAGAAAAUGCAGUGGGGAAAACCGCAACCAAAACCAAAUUAUCUAAUCUAGAAGUGCACCGUUUCAGGCGAAGAAAAUAGGAUAUGGGAACGGGCUCUCCCAACAUACUCUGGGGCUACAUGACGCUGCAGCGCAGGAACAUGUUCCAGGCGCGUCAUCAGGCCCUUACGAUUUCGGAGGCAGAAGCGGCGCAAUACGAGACGGACCAAGGCCUAGAAUCGAAUACACCCACCGGGAGAAUGAAUGUUCUUAAAACACAAGAGUGGUUGUACCAUACAGAAUGCCCCUGGAUAUGUACCUACCUCUAUAAAUUCAGGAUUCCGGUGCUGCAUACACUUUUCGCAUUGGUUGGAUAUUACCCUGGCAUUACGGAAAAAUCAUAUUGGAAUAGUAUUUAAGCUCUGCAGUGGAUGCAUUUCCAAUAAGUCCAUGAAAGUUCUAAUGAUGGUUUUAUUAUUGAACGAAAGAAAAGCCAAUAAUAUCUGACACGCCCGAAGAAAACACAUCCCAGACUGUUGCUACGGGGCUCACCAACAUGGAAACUUUCUCGUAUAUUUAUUAUGUCUUUGUAUGUACUGUAUACAUACUUAUUUUUACUUGUUUUUAUAUGCUGAGCAUAAGAUAAUACACAAAGAAAAUUGAAAUACGAA